AUGUGCAUGGUAUUGCAGGAAGCUGUUUUGAUGCCACGUUCACGUAGUUUGUGGCAUACAUUUUUGAACAAUUAAAAGGUUAGACAUCAUGUCGAGGGUCCCUUUGGGUAAAGUACUGCUUCGAAAUGUUAUCAGACAUACAGAUGCCCAUAACAAGAUUCAAGAAGAAACAGAGAUGUGGAAACAGAGGGAUCUCGAACAACAAGCUUCGUCGACUCAUCUCCCAAAGCACAGUGGCCAAAUGCACUGUGACCGUUGUUUGGAUUCAGAAGGAUCCAUGCGGGACAGGCUUGGAGACAGGUUGUCUGAGAGGGAUGAGAAAGAGGCCAAAUACUGGACACGAAAACUGUACGAGUUUGAAUCCAAUGAUCCUGACAGGUGGGGUCACAGUGGUUUUAAGGAGCUUUAUCCAGAAGAAUUUCAGUCUGAUGGAGAAAAAGACUGCAGUGAUAGUAAACACAGAAGGAAAAAACACAAGAUCGCUUUAAAACCUGACAUAAAGAAAAAUUCCAAAAAGUCAUCCAAGAAGAAAAAAAAGAAGAAGAGGAGGAGGAGAACUGUGGGCUCUGGCUCAGAGUCAUGCAGCGAUGCAGAGGACAGCGGGAGGAGAGAGCAGAGGAAGAAAGACGGAAAAAACAAACAUAGGAAAAAGAAGCAUAAAAGCAAAGAGAGAACUGAGGACAGCAGCACGGAGGACAGCCAUUCAGAAAAAAGGCUAAAAACACGGAGGAAAAGAGACUGUCUUGAAACAGACACUUUGACUGAGCCACAAACGAAGAAACGGAAAAACUGGAGAGUGGCGAAAGAUGAGAGAUCAGAGGAGAGCUCUGAUGGAUGAGCUGCUUCACUGACACGUGUGACUGAAAUCACAUUUUUAAUUGCUUAACUGUCAUCCGCUCAUUUAUAUUUGGGUGACUCCGAUCAUGUCUGAUGUCAGGUGUGUGAUUUAUAUACCUCGCCCAGCAGAAACUUGACUUUUUACCAUGUUUGCAGCCGGGACUGUUUGAGGAUAAGUUUUGUAAUUUUUUUUAGAUAUUUUUAAAUAUAUUUUAUUUUUUGGAAGACUACACAUUUCUUAUCUUCAACUUCAAAAGACUCGGGUAUUUUUGACAUUUAGAAAAAACAUGUUAAAUUUUAUAUGGUCUUAUUUAAUAAAGGUUUCAUACUUCAAUGUUCUGGUUAUGACAGCACAAAAGAAUUUGUAUUUGCCAAAUAAAAUUUGGGUGUGUUCAGAGUGAGUGCACAAAUUAAAAGAAUACCGUACCCAGUGUUGUCCUCAUCCAGCCAUCAUGUGCCUUUUCAAACCCCCUUGGCUUGCCAUCAUCCAUGGUAAAGCAAAUACAAAUCUAGCAGAAUUGCUGUACUGCUCUCUUUCAUGCAAUUGAAAGUGGAGAAAGAUGAAGGACCGUCAAUGUCCAAAUAGAAAGAAAAAGCAUGUUUAAAAUCUUGAUGGACUUUCGUGGUCACUAUUCACUUCCGUCAUGAGAAAAAAAAGCAUCUUUAACAUUCUGCAAUAAACACCUGCUUUUGUAAUCUAGAAAGAAAUAACAUUUCAAAAGUGAGGGUUAGGGUGAGUUAUGGCAAACCUUUUGUGUUUACCAUUUCUUUAAAUUGGGAAUUUUUGUAUCAUACGGCGAUUGUCCAGCAGGUGUCACUAUUACACUAUGACAUGGCAAUCUCAACAAGCCAGACUGAAUGAUCGGCCUUCAUUAUCCUGAUCUCACUAUAAACAUGGAGCACGGCUAGAAGAACAUUGCGUCUCUUUGGUAAUGAAUACUGAGCUGGUACAGGGACUCCAAAACACUCUGAAAAGUGUCAAACAUUGCCAGGCUUCAUAAUCGAAUCAAAUUAAAUGUGACCAGUUUUCAUCAGCCAAGAUCACACUGUUCUAUUUGCACACAGCCCGGGAGGAACAGACCGUUCACAUCUUUUGCUGAGGGAAAUAUGUUGUUUGUAGCGUUUGCUGGUAUAAUGCCUUAACAACUGUAUUAAACUUGUUGGUUGCUCAAUAAAGG
Molecule: messenger RNA, 2015 nt
Organism: Triplophysa rosa
Lineage: Eukaryota; Metazoa; Chordata; Actinopteri; Cypriniformes; Nemacheilidae
Gene: nkapd1
Product: NKAP domain containing 1
Exons: 6
Coding region: 89-838 (249 amino acids)
Source: RefSeq, a predicted model, not a curated record